AUGUCUUCUUAUUGCUUUUUGUUCUAUUCACCUAGUGAUAAAGGCACUUUUUUGGCUCAAUGGAGUAAGGAAAAGAAUUUGGAUGGCGCAAUGAUAAUGUUUGAGACCAAGAAAACAAUCCCCUCCUACAAGUUUACCUCACACUCCGGCAGAAGUACAAUUAUCACUGAUAUCCACUCCAUUAAAACAAAAUAUUUCCAAGGCAUCUGUCAAUUCAUUAAAAUGGCCAAACAAUUCGACGCCCCAAUCAUCAUUUUGGAAUCAUGUAAUGAACAACCAAUUAAAUUUGACUUGCACAUCCUUAACAAAGACAAUUCUGUUGUUAUGGUGACCAUGGGUACUGAAUUUGCUUUAGAUAAUUCUGUUGCCGCUGCUGUUUUGCCUAAAAAUUGUUCUGAACUUUCGGUUAAGACACUAACUAAGGAUCAGUUCAUUUCAAAGGGCAAUAAUUUAGGGGGAAGUAUAUCAUUUUAA
Babesia microti strain RI is the source of this 474-nucleotide messenger RNA. RefSeq lists its product as hypothetical. The coding region runs from base 1 to 474 and encodes 157 amino acids. The transcript has a single exon. Lineage: Eukaryota; Apicomplexa; Aconoidasida; Piroplasmida; Babesiidae. The record is from RefSeq and is a predicted model, not a curated record.